Molecule: messenger RNA, 3090 nt
Organism: Gigantopelta aegis
Lineage: Eukaryota; Metazoa; Mollusca; Gastropoda; Neomphalida; Peltospiridae
Product: atrial natriuretic peptide receptor 2-like
Exons: 21
Coding region: 1-3090 (1029 amino acids)
Biological process (GO): intracellular signal transduction; protein phosphorylation; cGMP biosynthetic process
Molecular function (GO): guanylate cyclase activity; peptide receptor activity; ATP binding
Source: RefSeq, a predicted model, not a curated record
AUGGCUACACGUCUUCAUAUCGCGUCGCGGAUAAUGCUAUCCUGUUUAGUUUUAAUGUUUUCAAAAGCUCGCGAGUGUCUGGAAAUCGGAGUUCUUCUGCCGUCCACCUCCAGUAGAAGCGGAAACUUGACGUUGCGCACGAUACAGCUUGCGAUCGAGAAAGUGAAAGCAUCGCAACGACUGUCAAUCAAGGACGUCGACGUCAUAUACAGGAACACUUCAUGUAGCACCAAACAAGCCCUUGGAGUUUCCGUGGACCUCCUGAAGUCGAACCACAACGUGACUCUACUGCUGGGACCAGCAUGUCUUGAACCAAUAGAAACAGUGGCAUUGCUAGCUUCUUACUCCAACAUACCAAUCGUGACUUGGAUUCCUGUAAAUGACCUGGUGCUCUCCAGGAGUCGUGAAAACAUCGCCAUCAGCACCAUGGGGUCUCACGAAGACACCGUGAAAGCUAUCGGCGGGCUUCUGAAGCAUUAUUCCUGGAAGAAUGUCGUGGCUUUCGGCGAAACAUGUGAAAUUAGCAGAACAUUUAUAUCAACGAUGGAGAAAAUGUCUACGGCUAUGAAUAUCACAAUACAGAAGAUGCAGAAUUUCCAAACACUGUCACGGAGAGACAUGGCAGCAGCACUGAAAACCGCCAAACCGCUGACGAAAGUAUUUGUGAUGUCACUUAGACUUGGCUAUCUGUCAGCCCUCAUGGAAGAAGCUCAGCGACAAGGAAUGACGUCAGGAGAUUUUGUCUUCAUCAAUUGGAGUCCCUCAGGAACAGUCUAUAAUUCAGUGACGUACCUGACAGGUGUCCCUGAUCUCGCAACGAUAACGUCGGGCGUGCUUUUACAGCUCGUGAACUACGUCAUCCAUGACGAUAUACACCACAAGUUUCAAGACAGCGUCAUACCAAAGCUGCCUUUUGUUGUGGUAGUGGUAGUAGUAGUAGUAGUAGUAACAGGGUUUUAUAUGGGAAAACUUCGUUUGAAAAGGACGAAACAGAUGUGGUUACUGGACAACGCAGAGGUGAAAAUAAAGAACACCAGGGUGAACUAUUCCACCCAACCCAGAAAGAAUCUCAUACGAAUGGAAACGCGAGGAACUCUUGGUUUUGGUUCCUGUACAAGUUUAGACAGAAAUAUGUUGUUCACACCGAUAGGAAAUUACAGGGGAUCUGUGGUGGCGGUGAAGACCAUGCAGCAUCGGGCUAUCAAGCUGACACCGGAAAUAGUAGCCGACCUAACUGUGUUAAAAGAGCUUCAACACGACAAUCUAAACCAGUUCGUUGGUUGCAGCAUGUCGCCAGGCAACACUUAUGUCCUUUUCAAGUAUUGUAGUAAAGGCAGCCUGCAGGACGUCUUGGAAAACGACGACAUAAAUAUUGACUGGAUGUUCAAAAUAUCCUUUGCAACAGAUCUAUCAAAGGGUAUGGAGUACAUUCACAAGAGUAUUCUUCGGUCGCAUGGCAAUCUGAAGUCCAGCAACUGUGUCAUCGACAGCAGAUGGGUCCUGAAGGUCACAGAUUAUGGGGCAGUGACGUCACAGUUACAGGAGCCAGACGAUGAAAUUAGAGAACACGAAUACUAUAACAAGUUGUUGUGGACAGCCCCGGAACUGUUGCGUCUAGAGAAACGGCCAGCUAAAGGAACACAGCAAGGAGAUGUGUACAGCUUUGGAAUUAUUCUGUCCGAAAUUAUGCUCAGAUGUGGAGCAUAUUAUUACAACAAUAUUUCAUCAAAAGAGAUUGUUACACGAGUCCGAAACGGGGAGGAUCCGCCCUACAGACCUAAGGUGUACGACGAUGGUGACGUCAUGGAUAAACCCAUGCGCCUCAUGGCGUCAUGCUGGCUGGAGAACCCAGACUCGAGACCCACGUUUAACCAGAUUAAGAAAAGUGUCAUAGAUCUAAAUGGUGGAAAGAAGACAUCGAUCCUGGACAACAUGAUCCAGCUGCUGGAGGCCUACAGUAAUAACCUGGAGGAUCUUGUCGCCGAGAGAACCAACGAGCUGGCUCAGGAGAAGCGCAAAACAGACAGACUUUUAUAUCAGAUGCUUCCACCAUCUGUCGCAAACCAGCUUAAGGGUGGACUCUCCGUGGUACCCGAAUCCUAUGAAGAUGUAUCAAUUUUCUUCUCAGACAUCGUGGGAUUUACUAGUAUUGCUGGGAAGAGCCAACCACUCGAUGUUGUGGAAUUGUUGAAUGACUUAUACACCACAUUUGAUGGAAUUAUCUCGAAACACGACGUCUAUAAGGUUGAAACCAUUGGUGAUGCUUACAUGUGCGCCAGCGGCCUGCCUCGACGGAAUGGCAAGCGACACAGCGGGGAGAUUGCCAACAUGGCGCUUGAUCUUAUCAGUGCAGUGACGAGCUUCAGAAUCAAACACAUGCCGGAAGACAAACUUCACCUGCGCGUGGGUCUCCAUACGGGGUCGUGCGCAGCAGGCGUGGUGGGACGGAUCAUGCCCCGGUACUGUCUGUUUGGAGACACAGUGAACAUGGCCAGUCGUAUGGAAUCCACGAGUAAAGCUCUACACAUCCACCUGAGUACACCGAUGAACGAAUCGCUGGAUGCCUUGAACUGGGGCUUUAUCACCGCAGAAAGAGGAUUCAUACCCAUUAAGGGUAAAGGAAUACAUAAAACCUAUUGGCUUAUUGGCAAGAACGGGUUUGAUAAGCCGUUACCAGAGACUAUGCUAAGUCUACUCCUGGAUGUUUCGGCUGAAGAAGCCAAGGCAACAUCCACGUCCACACACUCCCUCAAUGUUGACGGGAUGUACUCGGCUGUCCUCAGAAAGGCUUCGGUAUCGAUGAGCAAUUUGUCAGACAUUUCAUGCACCAGUACAGCAGAAGCCAGUGGUGCUGACGACUUCUUUCCAGAUGUACAUGGUGACAGCUCAAGAGAACGCUUGUGUGUACCGAAUCUUCCUCCCAACAGCAGAGAGCACUCAACUGGUGGCGAUGUAGAGGAUGUAGGUUCCCAGUUUCAGUUCGAUGAUGCUGAUGACGUAUCGCUGAUGAAUGACCAGACCGCUGGUCCAGAGGUGGUCUUCGCCGACGAUUCCAAGCCAUCCACUAUUCCCACGAUUCAUAUAUCUUGA